GUGUGUAGUCAUCACUCAGCGCCUGCCAAGUCAUCGCAAAAGACAGCCACAGCUCAGAUUGAGGCGAAUUUCUCGCAAUCGCUGAGAGAUCUGUGUCUGGUGUUUUUCGCUCAGCUAUCACCAGACAUCUACGCUGAGUGCCUUGACAGAGUCUUUAGGUAUGUGACUAGCAGUCUGGUGAUGAAGGCCAUGAAACCCAUCGGUUACAUGUGCGAGGCACUGGUCACGGCACAGCCGCAGAUUGCGCUCAAACGAUUCAUCCCAUUCUUAACCGAUCGCAUCAGCAGUAGCAUACGGUAA
Molecule: messenger RNA, 300 nt
Organism: Sphaeroforma arctica JP610
Lineage: Eukaryota; Ichthyosporea; Ichthyophonida
Exons: 2
Biological process (GO): proteasomal ubiquitin-independent protein catabolic process
Cellular component (GO): cytosol; nucleus
Molecular function (GO): proteasome binding; peptidase activator activity
Source: RefSeq, a predicted model, not a curated record